AAAGCCCGAGGGGAGGGAGGAAAUGGAUCCCCGGCUGUGCUCGGCACAGUACUUGGGGAAAACGAAACUGGUAGUGAUGUUGGUUUCAGGAUGGGGAAACAUGUGAUUUCUAGGAAAUGUUAAACCUAAUCGAAAAAGAGAGCUAAACGCAGAGAGGAAAUGAAACACGAAAGUGUAAUUUUUGGCAGAUAUCCACAGAGAGUGCUUUGUGUGUGUGUGUGUGUGUGUGUGUGUGAUUCAAAUUUGUAUCCCUCCCACAAUACAGGCAGGAGAUCGUGCUCUCUCCAAUCCAGCUACCACAAGCUGCGCGGUCAGAAGUGCCUUUUCCCAGCUAAGAUGGACGCCGUACUGUACAACCACUACGAGGAGAAGAUUAGACCCAGCAUUGACCUCAUCGACUCGCUGAGGGCACUGGGGGUGGAUCAAGACCUGUCCCUGCCGGCCAUCGCUGUAAUCGGGGACCAGAGCUCGGGGAAGAGCUCUGUGCUGGAGGCGCUGUCUGGGGUGUCGCUGCCCAGAGGGAGCGGUAUUGUGACGAGAUGCCCUCUCGAGCUCAGACUGAAAAAGGCUAAGGGGGAGAACGUUUGGAAGGGGCGGAUUAGCUACAAAAACUACACAAAGGACCUGACUGACCCAGACGAAGUGGACCAAGAGAUCAUGAAAGGCCAGAACACCAUGGCCGGCCGGGACCUUGGCAUCAGCUCCGAGCUGAUCAGCCUUGAAGUAGAGUCGAGCAAUGCUCCGGACCUCACGUUGAUAGACUUGCCCGGGAUUGCCAGAGUUGCCGUGGGAAACCAGCCACAGGAUAUCGGGGACCAGAUCAAAGACUUGAUUAGUUCCUACAUUGAAGAAGAUAAGACCAUUAACCUGGUGGUCAUCCCCUGCAAUGUUGACAUAGCAACCACCGAGGCCUUGAAGAUGGCCCAGUUGGCUGACCCUUCAGGAGAGAGAACGUUAGGUAUCUUAACGAAGCCGGACCUGGUUGACAACGGAACGGAGGAGACUGUCCUUAAAGUCAUGCGAAAUGAGGUCGUGGCUCUGAAGAAAGGGUACAUGGUCGUGAAGUGCCGAGGGCAGAGAGACAUCAAUGAAAAACGGACCCUGGCUGAGGCAGUGGAGAGCGAAAAGGCUUUCUUCAAGAAAAAUGUGCAUUUCAGGGGCCUAUUGGAAGAAAGGUUGGCAUCGAUCCAAUACGUGGCAUCCCGACUCACCACCGAACUCGUCUCCCAGAUCAGGAGAACUCUGCCAAUUAUUGAGAAUGAAGUCCGGGGCAGAAUUGCUGAAACGAACAAGGAGUUGGACACGCUCGGAUCAGGAGUACCAGAGGAUGAGGACGAUAAAAUCCCCUAUCUUAUCGAUAAACUACGAGCCUACACCGAGGACAUCUUCAGCGUAACUUUGGGCGAAUACUCAAAGGAAUACAGAGACGAGGAUAAACUGUACACAGUGGCACGAAGCAGCUUUGGAGAAUGGCGUGAGCACCUGAAUAAGAGUGAAGACGAAUUUAAGGAGAUCAUGGAAAAUAAGGUGCUCGAGUAUACCGAGAAGUCUCGUGGGAGAGAAUUACCCGGAUUCACAAACUACAGAAUAUUUGAGUCACUGGCCAAGACUCAGAUCAUGAAGUUGGAGGAGCCUUCGCUUAUGUUACUGAAGGAGAUCGCAGAGCAUGUGCAGUCAGUGUUGAACAGAUUGGCUCUGGAACAUUUUGAGGGGUUUCCGAAUUUGAUUAAACUUACCAAGAGCAAGAUUGAUGAAAUCCGUCAGAAGCAGGAGAUGGUGGCGGAGGAGUUGCUGAGGAUAGUCUUUAAAAUGGAAAAGAUGGUCUACACCCAAGACACCAUGUACAGCAAUAAACUAAACCAAACCCAGGACAAUUGGCCCAAACCGCAAAUGUCAAGUGACCUCAAUCCAGAGAGACUACUUAUUUCUGUUGAUGCUGAUGCCACUGCAAUGUCCAUCCAUCUGUUAACUUACUUUCAGAUUGCUUCAGGCCGGUUGGCUGACCUGAUUCCCAUGGUGGUCCGCUUCUACCUGCUGCAGGAGGCGGCCAGUGAGGUGCAGAAAGAGAUGCUGGGCUUCCUGCACAACAAGGAGGGCGUGGAGGACCUGCUGCUGGAAGAGGACAUCAUCGCUGAGAAGAGGAUGAUCCUCCAAAACCGCCUGGAGAGGCUGGUCAAAGCACGGCAGAUCCUAACUCGGUGCUGAGGCUUGAAGCCACCCAUAAUCCUCGCCUGCGUCAAACUCUGGUCCAGACCCCCAUCACCCCAGUCUUUGCCAGGCUCCCUCGCUCCUUCGCUCCCUCCCUCCCUCCCUCCCUCUCUCCCGUAGUUCAGUGUCUAACGAGCACUCACCUCGUUCAAUUCCCAGCACGGCGAAAGGUUGAGCAAGUUUCCACACACCUAUGUUUACUUAGCAGUAGGUAGGAACUUGGUUGUUAGGUGGAUCGCUUUUCC
Molecule: messenger RNA, 2453 nt
Organism: Callorhinchus milii (elephant shark)
Lineage: Eukaryota; Metazoa; Chordata; Chondrichthyes; Chimaeriformes; Callorhinchidae
Product: interferon-induced GTP-binding protein Mx3
Exons: 13
Coding region: 160-2205 (681 amino acids)
Cellular component (GO): microtubule; membrane; cytoplasm
Molecular function (GO): microtubule binding; GTP binding; GTPase activity
Source: RefSeq, a predicted model, not a curated record